Trichoderma asperellum CBS 433.97 is the source of this 637-nucleotide messenger RNA. The record is from RefSeq and is a predicted model, not a curated record. Lineage: Eukaryota; Fungi; Ascomycota; Sordariomycetes; Hypocreales; Hypocreaceae.
AUCUGCCAUGUGUACUGCAAUAUAUAAUGCAAUGUAUAGUGUAAUGUGAUGCGUAAAGUGAUCAGCUUGCGGGCUGUACUACUAAUACUAAUGUAUGAGGUAUGUAUGUAUGUACAGGUGUAAUAGAUUCAACAAAUGCAGGGCUCCGCGAAACUUUGCUCUCAUCUUUUCAUUCUUCUUCAUGCUGUUUGGGGCUGUCUGUCUCUUCUGUCUGUCCUUCUCUCUUCAUUCUUCAUUCUUUUUCCGCAAACUCAAUAUUGACAAUAAAAAAAACAAUAUCAAGCCGAGGCACCAAAUAACGCCUUCAGACGUGGAUGGCUGCGACGACGCGUCGGGGCGUCACGAGCAAACUCGGACAAAAACUCCUCACAAGCUCCCAAUUCCCCAUUCCUUAUUCCCUUUUCGCCAUAUCCUCCCACGUAGCUGAAUUUCCCACCGAAAAGACUCCUUUCCGGGCCGAGGAGCGGCCCUAAUGGAACACAGGAGACCCAGAAAGAAACGCGGCAAAAAAACACACGCACAAGCUUCGUUUCUCCUUUCAUCCCAUCGUGACUAUUAUCGUCAAAUGGACGAGGAAAAGAAAGACCCAAUGAUAACACACAUCUUACAAGUCUCGUCCACAGCAAUAAACAAGAGG